This is a messenger RNA of Porites evermanni, 410 nucleotides long. The record is from the annotation of a GenBank genome assembly. Lineage: Eukaryota; Metazoa; Cnidaria; Anthozoa; Scleractinia; Poritidae.
AUGAGCCUAUGCUCAUCCAAUCCCACUUCAGAUUACUUUGAUCCAGUGACGGAAAGCGGUAGGUACUUCAUGUAUGGGAACAUAUAUUGUACCGAUUUUACCUAACUAACCUAUACCUUCACUCUUUCUGCUUUUCCAAGCUGAAGCCGCUGUGCAUAAGGUCCGCAACAAGGAUUUAGUACUUCCUCUUAGUACGGAUCGCGAUUUUUGCUUGGAUGGCACUUCUCGUACAGUUUCAUCAUAAUGAUAUUAGUUAUUUUCACGUUGAAAAGAGUCCUCCAGCUCUUCCUAGGACUCUUACCUAUCCUGAGGGACUCCUGCGAAAGACAAGCAAAUCCAGACUCUCCCAACAGCUAGAGCGACGCAUCACGGUCACACACAACGAAUUACCCAGAGAACGUAACCAGUAG